AUGAUAACUGGUUUGCACCGCUGGCAUUGUCUUUGGACAGGGUUGUGUCAAGUGUGGUUUGAUUUGGUUAGGAUGGCUGACCAAAGGCAAACUCGUGGUCGAGCUGCGAUGAUACGAGAUGCACCUGAAGAGGCUCAUGAUGAGUCAUCUGUGCAUAUAGGGCAACAUGAACCGGCCAACGUAGCAGGUAGAGGCCGUGGGCGUGGUAGACCUAGAGGUCAAGCUGUGGAGGAACAGGAACUAGUUCAGGCUCCUGGGAUACCACAACAACCUAACGCGCCAGACUUCGACAUUAAUCAGUUCUUAGCUGGAGUUGCAGCUAUGCAGGCUAACCAACGUGUUGGUGCAAAUGUCGAUAGAGACAGUGUUUUGGCUUAUAUGCGGCUCAAACCAAUAGAAUUUGAUGGUUCAGGCGAUGCAUUGGAUUUUCUUGAGGAAGUUGAGCGUAAUGCUAGACGUUUGCAGGCUGACGAGAGACAGUCAAUCUUGUUAGUUGAAAUGUCAAUGAAAGGACCAGCAAAAGAUUGGCUUCGACGUAUAAUUCAACCUACGAUGAAUCAAAUGACCUGGGUAGAGUUUGUUAAUCGGUACAGAGAAUUUUAUCUGCCAUUUUCUGUGACCGAGAGUUAUCGAGAUCAAUUGCUGAAUUUGAGGAGAGGAAAUAGGUCAGUGCAAGAAUAUGUGACGGAGUUCACUAGGUUGGGAAGAUUUGCACCUGAUUUGAUGGCUGAUCCAGCAAGGGCGAAUGCGAGUUUUAUCAAGUGUUUAGGACCCGAGUUUAUUAGCCUUGUUUCUGAUGUGAACCGAGAUUUGAUCCAGUUGAUAGACAGUGCACGUCAAAUGGAGACUUCGUUGGUACAGUUUGGCAGAACUGUAAAUUCUACUGCACCAGUGUCGACAAGGAGUGAUCAAGUUGGUGCGACAGCCAAUACACAAAUGUGGUUUAAUCCAAGUGGUUUUACUGGACCGCGACGUAAAAAUUUUAAAGGGGAGAGUAAUAAGCGUUUCAAUACCCCUGGAGCUAGUUCAAGUGGACGUAGCUCAGGAAGUUCUGGAGUUUUAACUCCAUAUUGCCAGAAUUGUCGGAGGAGACACUAUGGAGUGUGUCAUCUUGCUCCAGGAGCGUGCUUUGUUUGUGGCCAACUAGGCCAUUAUGCAAGACAGUGUCCGAUGUCAGGAGCACAAGGGUCUGCUGCCAGUGUUGCUCAACCUUUUCAGCAGCAGCGGAGACCUAUGUUUCCGGCGGCAUCUGGGCAAGGUCAAACUGGUAGUACAUUUACUAAUCAGAGAGGAAGAGGUUUUGGUAAUAAUCGAGGGGGAGGAAGAAAUGGUGGAGGAAGAGGUACUGGUCAGAACUCUCAAGCGGAGGGGAGUCAAGCCAGGGUAUUCGCACUAAACCCACAAGAGGCUCAAGCCUCUAAUGCAGUUGUGCAAGGUAUUUUUACUAUAGCUUUUAUGGAUGCUUUAGUAUUAUUUGAUCCGGGUGCAACACAUUCAUUUGUUUCACCGAGUUGUGCGAUUAAGAUGGGAAAGCAACCCGCUUACUUGCAAAAUCCAUUAUCAGUAGCCACGCCUAUGGGUGAAAGUAUGGAUGCGGACAUAGUUUAUUCGUCUUGUCCUGUGAAUGUUCAAGGACGAGAGUUGCUUGCCGAUCUAAUUUUGCUAGAAGUACUAGCAUUUGAUGUUAUAUUAGGUAUGGAUUGGUUAGCUCGACAUUAUGCGAGUGUGGAUUGUCGCGAGAAGUUAGUGACAUUCAAUACCCCUGGAAUUGAGGUAGUUUCACUUCAAAGUGAAAAAUUAAAAUCCACUGCUAGCAUAAUCUCAGCUAUGAAAGCUCAACAAAUGAUGAGAAAGGGACGUCAAGCAUUCUUGGCUAUUGUGUUGGAUACAGAGAAAGCUCAAGGAACUGUACAGAAUGUACCGUUGGCAAUGGAGUAUCCAGAUGUUUUUCCAGACGAAUUACCGGGAUUACCACCAGAUAGGGAGAUAGAGUUUUGUAUUGAGUUAGCUCCUGGUACCAAACCGAUAUCAAUACCUCCUUAUCGAAUGGCGCCAGCAGAGUUAAAGAUUGAUGAUUUGUUCGAUCAACUGCAAGGAGCAAGGUACUUUUCUAAGAUUGACUUGCGAUCAGGAUACCAUCAGUUAAAGAUCCGAGAGGAUGAUGUUUCGAAAACUGCUUUUAGGACUCGGUAUGGUCACUACGAGUUCCUAGUUAUGUCAUUUGGAUUGACGAAUGAACCGGAGGCUUUCAUGGAUUUGAUGAAUAGGAUAUCCAAACCCUUCUUGGAUCAGUUUGUAAUUGUUUUCAUUGAUGAUAUUUUGAUCUACUCGCAAAAAGUGGCAUUUUUGGGACAUGUUGUGUCUCAAAAUGGAAUCAAAGUAGAUCCAAAGAAGAUUGAAGCGGUUGUGGAAUGGAAACGACCAACUUCGUUAACUCAGAAGAAUGCAAAGUACGAAUGGACAGAGAAAUGCGAUAACAGUUUUCAGAAACUGAAGGAGUGUCUAACGACAGCUCCAGUGCUAGCAUUACCUGAAGGUAUUGAAGGAUUCACUAUUUAUUGUGAUGCUUCAAGGGUUGGUUUAGGAUGUGUUUUAAUGCAACAUGGACGAAGGAGGUGGUUAGAGUUGCUUAAGGACUAUGAUUGCACUAUACAGUAUCAUCCGGGUAAAGCCAAUGUGGUAGCUGAUGCGCUAAGCAGAAAGUCUGCAGGAAGUUUAGCACACGUUACAACAGAGUGGCGAAGGCCAUUGAUCAAAGAGAUCUAUACGAUGUUCAGUCAGAACAUCAGAUUUGAAGUUUCUUAUCUUGGAAGCUUGAUAGCCCAAUUAAGUGUGCGACCAACUCUAAUCGACAGGAUUAGGGAACUACAAGGUGAAGAUCCUCAACUAAAGCGUGUCAUGGAGGAGGUAGAGAAAGGAAAGUGUCAAGACUUCAGUGUUGUUAACGGAACACUGAAGUAUGGUACCAGAUUGUGUGUACCAGAUAUUGAAAAUUUAAGGCAAAAGAUCAUGGAGGAGACCCAUGGAUCAACUUAUAGUAUUCAUCCGGGUUCUACCAAGAUGUAUAGAGAUAUUAAGGAGAUGUACUGGUGGAACAGAAUGAAGCGAGAUAUCGCGGAAUUUGUAGCAAGAUGUCCAGUGUGUCAGCAAGUUAAGCUAGAACACCAAAGGCCAUAUGGAUUUUUACAACCCCUACCCAUACCAGAGUGGAAGUGGGAGAGGAUUACAAUGGACUUUGUGUUUCAGAUAGAGGUUCAGUAUUUACCUCUAGAGUUUGGGGAAGUUUGCAAGAAGCGAUGGGAACGCAGCUAG
Molecule: messenger RNA, 3312 nt
Organism: Mercurialis annua (annual mercury)
Lineage: Eukaryota; Viridiplantae; Streptophyta; Magnoliopsida; Malpighiales; Euphorbiaceae
Exons: 8
Coding region: 1-3312 (1103 amino acids)
Molecular function (GO): nucleic acid binding; zinc ion binding
Source: RefSeq, a predicted model, not a curated record